UUUUGUUAGAUUUCUAUUUCAUAAAGAACCCGAUUUGAAAGUCAAAAUUUUUCUUUGUGCUUUCAGAUUCACACUCGCAAAUUUGUCACAUGCACCUGAUAAAGGAAAAAUUAUCAUAGCUCUAGAACUAUGGACCCCAAUCAUUGGAAUACAUACAACUUGCAGUAUGGACACUCCACUCCAGGUCUUGGUUUGAGCCACACUCUCCAGGCUACUCAUGGGUCCCUGGGUGGCCGCUCAGUCCCGACCCUCCCACCGGUCAACUACCCAGGUUUGGGUGUGCCCAUACUGGACACCAUGGCUCCUCUGGCUACAGGCAUUGCUGCCCAGCCCACGCACAAAGCCAUGAGCCUGGCACAAGGACAGCUGGUCUUCGAUUCACAGGGCCGUGUUUCGACUGAACAUGAGCCUUCUAACAUCAGUCGUUACGACACCACUGGUUCUAAAGCGUUUUCUCGGGAUGCGGUUGCACGGAACCAGCAGUUUCUUGAGGCUGCUGCGGCGAGGGUGUGGGGAAGCGCCAACUUCUCCCCUUCCAGCAUCUACAACCAGUUUGGAACUCUGCUGUCGGAUGUGUCCAACGUGCCAGCAACUGCUGUCUCCACUUCCCCCGGUGCAGGUAGUGCCAGUAUAACUGCCUCAAAGGCUAACCAAGGCCAGUUGCACGAACCACCACCUGCUCACAGCUCGAAUGUUGCCCGGCUCAGCACAAUCCAGAGGACUCCUCAUACGCCUGAUCUCUUCUACGCUCGCAGCUCAGAGUCGCUCAUGCCCUCAAGUCUGGCUCAGAUCAGUACUCUGUACUCGGAUGCACUUGGGAAACAAGCAGGUGGUAGUCAACAGCAGUCGUCAUCCUCAUCGUCAUCACUUCACCGUCAGACGCCAGUCCAUGUUCCAGUGUUUUCUUCACACGGUGACAUUGAGGACUUGUCCUCCAACUCCCAGAACCAGCUCUAUGGCUCUUAUGCGAACCUGUCUGUGACGGACUCUGGAGAGUUCUCCUCUGCCGCACAGCUGGCUGGGGAAAUGAGUUACGAGGCUGUCAGCCCAGCCACACCUCUCAAUGAGAACACUGUCCAGGUAUCUGCUGCUGACCACGCCUCUUUUUCCAUUGUCCAGUUUCCUGACCUAGCCAACCUUACCUCAGAGCACGCUCACACUUUGGCGGAUAAGUUCCAGGCGAACGACUUUCGUCUCAAGAUGGACUCUCGUGUGAACCCAACACCUCAGCAGGACAGUCUUGUGUCUCCUCCGCAGCUGAAGGUGCCUAAGGAAAUGAGCAAUGUUCACGCUGCUCUCUCCAUGCACAAUCCUAGGUCUAGCCUUUUCCAAGCAGGUAUGGGGACACAAAUCAGCAGUCCUAGCCUCUCUGUCAUUGGUCAGGUUCAGCCAGCUUCCAUUAUCAAUCAUCCCUUACCACUGGUCUCCCAGUCAGCUGCGUUCACAACAUCCUCUAUGCAACAGUCUCAGGCACCAAUCCCUGUCCAGGCUUUGGCAGACUCAACCACAAAACCAAAGAGAGUCCGCAAUCGCAAGAAGAAGUCGGAGAGUAACCCUCCCCCAACCAGCCCCACAAACACCAAGAAAUCCAGCGUUAUGUCCAUGAAUCCCAACUCUGCCCACAACAACCAACAGUUGCCACAGCAUCAUCAACAACAUCAGUCUUCUCACAUUUUAAACAUGCCAGCUACCUCUCUCGCCAAUAUUUCCUCUUUGCCGCUGAACACUGCCCAGCUCAAUCAAAACAGCCAGCAGAUGCAGCCGCAGCAACAGCAGACUUUUAGGACAAUUGCUGGCACCAACCAGUAUAGCUCUAGGGAGGCUCAGAGAGCUCACACACCCUCAGUGCAGCAAAACUUUUCUGCUCAGGAGGACCAAGGUCAUGGGUACAAUCCUAUACCCAGUCCAAAGCCCCCUGGGGGAACAAACCAGAACGUGAUGAGGUCUCAGAGAGACUUUGCCCUGCCAGGAAGGGUUCCCAGUGAGAAAUCCUCUAACUACAAACAGCACCAAAGGAAGCCAAGUGGUGACUCGUCUUCUGACCCAAGCAAUGCCCAGAGCAAUCAGUUGUACAGGUCCAACAUUCCAGAGAAUCAACAACAACAGCAGCACAUUCAAAACUACAGAGCUGGUUUGAUGGGAAAUGGUGGCCAAAGGGGUUCUCCCAUGCCGUUGGACAAUCGUGGAAGUGGUGGGGGAGGGAGAAUUUACUCAGAACAUUCAGCCCAGCAGAAGCUCUCCACCCAGCUGUCGCCACUGGGACAACCAUCGCCCCAAGGAAGUGUGGCUAGUGACUCGUUCAACAACAAAAUGCCUAGCGCUGCCACCAGCCAGAUGAUGAACCCAGGCAUGUGUCAAUCACCAAUGAACUCUCGUCCUGUGAGUGUAGAGCCGACUGCAGUCAUGUCCCAUGGUGGUUACAAUAACAGUCAACAGCAGACUCUUCAAGAGAAUCAGGACAAUGGUCAGUUUCAAAUAGACUUUGGGGGUCCCCCUUUCUUGGAGCAGCUGGUGACACCCAUGGCUGUGCCGGCCACCAGCUACGCCCACACUACUGCUGAGAGUGGGGAAGUUGUGUUCACCACGCUGGUCACACCUGCUGAAAGUGCACGUCUGCAGCAGCAGCAGCAAACGCCUCUACCACCACCACCCCAGACCUCGGCUGAGAGUGAUGCCAGCUUCAGGCCGACCUACCGAGGAGAGACAGUGCAUGAGAUUCGUCCCAUCGGACCACUGGGAGGGCCUGUGCCCAUAGAUGAUGUCUCCUUCAGUUCUUUCUUCGCAAAUCAGGGUCAGGGGGUUGUACCAAUCCAACAACAGCAACACCAACAACCAGUCAGUCAGCCACAGGAGGAAGUCAGAAGGAACCUGACUUAUGUGCCUCACAUCAGCGAAGAUGAUGAGUUGGGCCAUUUCAACACCUCGUCCAUGGCGGAACCAGUGCCUAUGAUUAAGAAAGAGGUGACUGAGCCAGCUGCUCAGAGAAAGUUUCACCGAGACUCUUUCCAGGACUCGUUUCUGAACUACCUCCAGGGUCACAAGCAAGAGACCCUGUCCAGCGUGUCCACGGCUGCUGUUACAAAAAAGCCUAUGUUGCCUAAAUAUAUCCCUGAGCCUCGGAGGCCACGCCCCCCUCCACCUCCACCAAAAGAAACAAUCACCUUCUCUGACUUUGAAGAAGGUCACGGCCAUGCCAGCCUCAAGGGGAAGGACCUUCUGUCCAGUUUAAGUGACAAUGACAAUUCUUCUCAAAAGAGUGAGAGCGAUAAAGAAGGUUACUCGGUUCAGAGAACUAGUGAACUUGCUGUGAAAAUAACCUUACCUAAGAAUAAGAAAAAAAAUAAGUUUGGACCCUUUGCUGAAAAUAGCCUUCUAAAGGAGAGCAUGAGGAAAAACAAAGAGGCAGCUAGAUUUAAAAGUAAGAAGAAAAAAGGCAAGUACAGAGAGGACUCUGAUGGCGAAGAGUAUGCACCAGGGGAUAUGUCAGAGGAGGAGAUCAUUUUACAGGAGGAGCCAGUAAUCAGAGAACCCACACCUCCGCCAGUGAGAACCUCCAUUGGUAGAAAGGCGAAAGAGAAGAGCAUGGAGAAAACCAAGAAGAGAAAAAAACACACAGAGUCAGGAAGCAGCGAGGAUGAAGCAGCAGUAGCGUUUGCAGUUAAAGGCUACAAGAGUGAUGACUCGGACAAAGACUACGACUCGGAUAAGGAUCCAGUGUGGAUGCCGUUUGAAGUGGACUUGAAACAAGGGCAUGAUUAUGAGGAGAAAAGGAAAAAGUCAAAGAAACCUCGGCUGCGUUUACCCAGCAACAAAAGCAUCCGCACGUUGCCGCACAAAACUGCAGUAGCCCCUGUUGGUCCUGUAGGUGUUGCGAGUGCUGCCAGAAAAAUGCUGGUCAGCACAGCGACACCUGCUGCUGGUCACUCCAAGGAUGGAGGGUUCAAGAUUGGUCAGUACAUCAUUGAGAAGAAAGAUCAGCAGAACUAUGAGUCGUAUCCAAUUUGGAGAAUAGAGCAAGGCAAUAUGAUCCGCAAGUUUGAGCUGAGAGUGGAAGAUGGUGUCAUCCGACAUUGUGCUGUUGGCACGUUCUCCACGUGGAUGAAGUCGAUGGAGAACCAGUUUGAAGCCAUCCAGGUGAAGGAACUUGCGGGCAAGAACAAGUCAGAGUUGAUGGUGGUAGAGGUCAUGGAGGAGAGUCGGCCCAAGCCCCCAAGUGAUGGCAGACUUGAAACGCGGUAUGAAGAUAACCCGUUGGUUGACACUUUCAACAUCUACCUACAAGUUUUCCUCAGUCAAGCCCUGGAGCCAAGUUUUCUUAAAGCAAUUAUUGAAACAGAUGAAAAAUUCUAUGUGGAUGCUUUGAAUCAAAUUGACCGUUUGAUUGGUGUCAAAUGUCAGGAAAUAACAAAGAUUACACAGUGGAAGAAAUCUUUUCAGGAUUGUCUUCAUAGAAGCCCACUCAUGAAGGAGAUUGACCGACCAAAUCUGAAACAGCCUUGUCAGGCUUGUGAAAACUCCAGUCCACCAACCAUCAAGUCUGUGCUUUUGAGUGGACACCCAUACGACAGAUUCCUUCUCACGCCUAUUGGUGGAGGGUCUGACAUUGCUCAGGAAUUUAUGAUUGGAAAAACUGCCGCCCAUUAUGUUCGUCCUUACCAUACGUUGUACCACUACAAGUACUGGUUGCGACGGCGCUGUGAUACUAAGGUGAAAAUGAUCAAGGAAAGCAAUAAAGGGAAAGAUGUCCCCAGUGAGAAUAUUCUGGACAAGUGUUUGGAGAACAGAAACUGGGUGUUACAGCUCUUCGACGACUUGAUCAGCCUGCUCCGGUUUGAAGACACAACGAGAUAGAGAUGACGACCGGGUUGUUUAUACCUUUUCUGUGUUGUUCAAGAUACCGGCUGUUCAGCCUCGUUGUUUUAUACUUUGAUGCAUUUCCUUUUCUUCAAGAUGUUCUUCAAGUACAGUACUGACAUGUCUUGCUAUUCUGCCUAUAAGAGAAAGAUGUAUUAUAUAUUGGACUAAUCAAAGUAUUUUGUACUUAUAGCGAUUGUUGUGAUGGCUGAAGUGUUACUUGUGAUAUGUGAUUGAGUGUAGAUUUCAGCAAGUCUGAUUUUUCUGUUUAAAGAGAAUAGGUCUUCAAUGUAAUAGAUGAGACCUCUUAUACUAUGCCUGAGAUGAGUUAUGGGGCAAUACACUCUUUAUCCCAUGUCAGUCUGACAGUCUGUUCUGUAUCCAUUGUAUCUUUCAAUUGAAUUUUUCAAAACGAAGUUUGACGACUGGGAAUUAAUGUCCCACUUCACGCAGGCCCGUGAAGCCAGGAAGGAGCCUCAGUAUUUCACAUCUAAACCCAAGACAAUCUGGCAACCAAUCAGUGGUGGGAGUGUAAUCUCGUGUGUUGCUUUUGAAGAUACCAUAGAAGAUACAGAAUUUUAGAAAUGUUCAAUCCAACAUAAUGUAAAAAGUAUUCUGUCUGUGCUCACCAUUGUUUCCUGCAUCUGCCAUAAAGGGUUGAGGAAUUUUUUGUUAUAGAGAUGAAGAAAGUUCUGCUUAGAAGAGCUCUGUGGCCAGCUAGAAGUAGAUGUUAUGAUGAUCAAAGGCCUGCAGAGAAUGAACAAUGAGGUUAAACAUGGGAUGGCUUUUCCUAUUUUUGUGCAUAUGAUUUUUUGCUUGAGUAGUAUUAUCAAAGAAAAACAACCUCAACUUCAGGCACAAUUUAAGUAGUUCUUGUGCAGCCUCAAGGUAUGGGGUCCAUCAUUCACUUUUUUCAUUGUGCGUCUUUGACUGUGGUAUUAUAGAAGAAGAAAAACACGGAACAGCAAAGAAGUUUGAUCCUUGAGUUUUUAGUCUUUUUCAGCAACUAUCUGCUAGGUGAUGUUACAGUACUAAGUCAAAGCUGAGAAAUUGUGCCCUUAUGGAUCGACCAGACUUUAAAAUUGUGUUUGUUUGAACUGUGUAUUGUCAGAUCUACCAGUUAUAACAAUUUUGUUGUAUCUUUGCUGCAGUUUGUUCCUAUUUUUCAGGUGUAACUGGAUUUUUCUAAUUAUGAAACACAUUGUUUUCUUGUAAAAGAGGGUUUGCAGUGUAUGAUUUUUUUUCCCUAUUCUUGCAGCCUCUCAGAAAUCUUGACUGUACUGUACUACUCUGUCUCCAAAAAGCUCUUUUCUUUUAAUCAGCUUAAGGUGAUGAGAAUUGUAAAUAUAUUUUUGCAGGAAUUUAUUAGGCUGACAUGUCCCCUAGUGAAUAGAAUGAAGGUUACUGCUGCUGAAAAGAAACUCUGAGAAAAGGAGAUAGAUGACCAACCACAAGAUAAAAACGACUAUAGAGGUUCCGCACUAAAAUCGAAACACGUUUGUUAUGUCCUCUACCUUCCCCUUCCAGAUCCCAGUGGUAGUCGGCUGGUGAGUUGUCUAUCAACAGAAGAAUGUUUUUGUUUACAGGUAUUUGAGGCUUUUAACUGGUUCUCCUCCCAUACCAUAAUAUCACUGACCUUUCCAACAGCAUUGCACUUAUGGGGUUGGGGGGGUUUUUUUUGUGGUUUUUUUAAAGUUUAGUUUUCACCAUGUCCUCAUAGUGGGUGGAAGCUGUCUUUGUUUGUCCAUGUUUAUCCUUUUGCACCUGAAUAUAUAUAUAUAUAUAUAUAUAUAUAUAUAUAUAUAUAUCAGAUUUAGUAAGUGUUUUGGCAAUAUGGCGCCUUUGAGUUGCAUCUGGCAUUUAUACUAUGUUAUAAAUUAAAGUCAAUAAUGUUCUAUACCCAUCUGUACAUUGUACUGGUUGCACCCAUUGUUUUGAUAGCUUCCCCUUCAGUAUUGCAUUUUCGUUUUGUUUUACACACUAGCCCAGUGUGAUUCUACUGUGUUUCUGUUGUGUUGACCCUAUUUGAUAGAUGAUUUAUAUUUCACAAUUGCAAAUGUUAUCCCUUUUUUUUAAAAUAUCACAGAGAAAUGAAUUACCAUUAAUAAAAGGGUUGAUAAUAUUGGUUAACCUUUGUACUGUUCUUAAGAUUCGGGGUUCACACUGACGUCAGUUGGCCAGAGUUCCCUCUUAGUUGGUGAUUGGUAUUUAUCAUGUUUCUAAGGGGUGGUUGGAAGGUGCUGCUGGUAGCUCCUAACUGUCCCCUAUAGCUGAUAUUUCUGUUCAGGUCUUGUUUUCUGAGACACUAAAUUACAUUAUUGUGUUGAUGAUGUGAACCUCUUGGACAUAGCAAACAAAUAGAUGUUUUUCUUAAUCUUUCCUACUUUCCCACCAUCAAAGAAAGUUGUUUGCUUGUCUGAAAGUCAGCAUAUAAAAUUUAGGUAAAGAAAGCCAGGGCUAUUUUACUUAAUUUAAGGUAACAUGAGCUUUAAUUAAAUGAUGUUUCCAUUUUUUUGCCGCUUCUAUUAGUUUCAUCAAUCACAAUUGCAACAUGUUAUGACCCCCCUCCCCACCCUCCUUGGCCUCCCAAAUUUUGAAUCGGUGAGAAUGAGAGGGACAUAUUUUUAUGGGAACGAGGAGUGGCAUGGUAGUUUCUGACAAUUCUCCUGUACAGUUAUGAUGCUGUCACAGUUCAAGUGGGUUUUUCAUCUUGAUGGCCUUAGAACAUUAUAAGAACCUGCCCAUGGCUGGACUUAAUUGGGUUCUGUCUACUUCCUAUGUUUAUGUUGUUAGUAUAUGCUAUGGGUUUGGGUUUUUUUAGAAAACAUUUCCUUCCAAUUGUAUUCCUAUGGUUAGCAUGGUAAGCAAGCUGGGCUGCCAAGGAAACUAGUCAGUCUGAAGUUAAAGCUCUGUUUUGUCGAUGGUAGGUAACAUCACCCAAAUGAGUCGAGAGCACUUUUUUCCUCUCUUUUGUGCGCCCCUCCCCCCCAAAUGAGAUGGUACAAACCCCUCAAGGACCAGGAGAGAGCACUGUAGACAUGAGUUCCCAGGGUUGGUUUGUGUAAGUAGUACUUUCAUGACUACUUCACUUCUGCAUUUUGAAGUGGGCUUACUGCAGCGCUCAAUAUUUUUUAUUUUCUUCUGGGAAGUGGAUUUCUACGGUUUUGGGUUGCCUUGUUUGUGGUUUAUCUCUGCAUUAUACGGAUUUAUUAUGUUGGGGCGACGGUUGUUCUGAUGUUUAGAAUGCGUACAGGUUGGUUUGUGUGCGGCAGCAUGUUCACUCAGAUAUAUAUAUUCUUCAUGAUUUUGUUUCACAAUUGAUGAAUUAAGAUAUUAUUGAUUUAAAGUGACCUGUAAAGAAUUAGUUUGUUUGGGUGGCUUUUCUUUGUUAAUAUUGAUAUUAUCCUGGCUCCAAGCAAGAAUGAGUGGAUCUGGAAAAGGCUGGGACUAAGUACUAGUGGCAAGCCUUCACUGUUGUCUGUUUUUGUUUUUAAUUCAUUUGUCAUCCCUCCAUUUUUUUGUUUUCUUUUAGGUGUCACAAUAUCACAGUGUUUUAGAAUUUAUAGAAUGUCCUACAGUGAUGCAAAUAUUUUAAUAUUGCCCCUAGGGUAGUUGGAUGAUGGGCGCUCUGGUGUUGUUUGCUCCUUUUCAUUCUUUUUGAAAUGGGUGGUUGACAGUUGCUCUGGUGUGGUUUGCUCUUUCUUUCCCAUCAAACUUCUAUCGUCUUUAUCUCUGCUUUUUUUCCCUAUGUUGUCUUGACACAUCUCUCUCAUCUUUGUCACUUCACAUUACUUAAUUAUGUUGCAAGUGCCGUAAAACAUUCUUUUCAGUGCUUCUAAUGGGCUCAUCUCCUCUUAAUAGAGACAUUUUGUUCACUUUAUUACAGUCAACAGUGACUUAGCACCAACAUCAAGCUUUAGAUGAUCAAGUGGUUGAGAUAUCAGUCAAAAUAGAAAGAUAUAUUUGGGAUUCAUUUUUCCUGUUGAUUUUGUCAUCACACCAGAGAGCUGGUUGUACAUGCACUUUGAAGAGAAGUUGUUCAAGUAGUAACGAGAAUUUACAGGGAAAAGAGCUGUUUUGUUCAGUGAACAUGGAUGGUGUUCAGCAUGUUGCUGAGCAACAUUUCGAGACCUCAAUUUAUCUGUCCUUCUACCUCCUCCUAAAUGAUCUAUGUUGUAUCGAUUAGAGCGUAAAAUAUUUUCAACUUUGGUCCUUCUUCUUCUACAUUCUUUUACUUCUGUCCAUUUGCAUUUCAGUUGUUGCAAUGAAAGGUUUUGAGUUCGUUGCUGAGAGGAGAUUAACAGUCAGUUGACACCAAAGUAAAGAGUGGUGGCUACCUUGUUGUUCUUCAGGUACGGCUUGGCAUCUCCACCCCUCAUUAAUGUAGUGUAGCUGCACGGCGUUAAAGAUCCGAGUUCAAUAUCAGGUUGGAGAACUAUAUAUCUUCUACUGGGAUACUGUAAACCGCUCUGCAUGAAUUACACCCUGAAUACGCCCUGUAAAGGUCAAGUCAAAGCAGCUCAGCUCCUAAAUAAUCAAAAGCAAAAUUGUUUGUUUUUGAGGGAGGGUGCAAAACCUUCAGUUGCCUCAAUCCUGCAUUCAUCCCAGCAUGACACUCCACUAAUGCUAGAACAACACACACUCGUGAGCCAAGAUGCUCUGCUGAUGCAUAAUUGUGAUAUUUACUUUAGCCUCUUCCUCUCCCCUUUUAUCUAUCUCUCUUUCCCUCUUUCCCUCCCUAUCUUCCUCCCUGUCUCUCUCUCUCUCUCUCAAUAACAUUGACAGGUUGAGUCCUACGAUGAAAACGAGCAGUGCAUAUUUUCUUACUAAUCUUACCGGUUUGUGGCCACUUGUGACCUCUUGAGGCCUUUCUCUCUCUCUCUUUCUCUCCCCCCCUCUCACUUUAGAGCUUGUGAGCUUGAAGUAACAUGUGUGAGUCAAGUUGAGUAUUAAAAUGAAAACGAGCAAAGAUUUGCAUGUUUUCUUACUGGUUUGUGGCUAUUUGUCUCCUUUUCAGGCCUUGCUAUUGUGAGCGUGCGGCAAAAAUAAAGGAGUUAAUUUACUUGUAUGCCCGCACUUUCUCUCAAGUACUGCCUGAGAACAUGUUACUGUGACCGGCUCUGGCCGUUGAUGUGCACCAACCCUGUGCGUGCGCCAGGAACCGGACGUCUUUGUCUCUGAUAAUUAUUUGCGUCAAGUGUUUUUUUGACCGCUGUUUUGCAUUGUUUGUGUUUAUGUAAAUUUCUUAUCGUCACUAUUAUCACCAUCAUUAUCCACCUGCCUUAUCAUGUUUACAAGGAAAGACUUAUAAUUUUCUUGUAGAUUUCAUUUAUGGCAAUCAGACAGACAUGUACAUAUGUAGUAUGAAUACAUUAUUUAGUUAAACACCUCCCUACUCAGAGCAUAAUGAAGCAUUGCACCGGCCAUGCAGGAAAACCAUUGUACAGAGAUCAGCAAGCACCUACUAUUCCAUUUACUCCACAUGCUACUACUACUUUACAACAACAAGUCAUCAAUGUGCUAGGAUAAUAGCCCAAAUCAUGCUUCAUCGAGGUCUUUUUUUUUGUUUUCAAACAUCCUAAUUUUGUGUCUUUUUACCUGACCAUGGCUUUAACGUGGUUUUUGAGUGCUUGCUCUUGCAUUUUUACAUUGUGAUCGGCCUUUGCAAUUGUUUGAGGAAUGUCAGUUUGAAUUUUAUGAAUUUGGCCUAAAUUUAUUUUAUGGUAGCAUGUUGGCAGGCUAAUUCUACUUCGGUACUACUGUGACUACUACUAAUACGACUACUACAAGUACUACUACUUCUUCUACUACUCUAAUCCUAGUUGCUGGUGAUUACCUCAACUGGCUCUUCAAAUUUUGUUUCUUAGUUUCUCUUACUUUAAUCAAGCUGUUGUGGUAUUGUUUGAGCUGUCCUUACAUUACAACCCCAAAAGGACCCAAAAUUCUUAAUAUGAUCUCUCCUCAUUUCUUCAUCCUAUAUAUGUGUAGUAUGCAUUAUGUGGUCAACAGCUGCUACAGUAAUACUGAUUUUUUUCAAAACCUAAAGUUGUUAUAGCUUGAUGGUUUGGGCCUUUGAGCUGUUUUGUACACCUGUAUUUGUUAUUGUUAAAUCAAUUGUAGAUAUAUAGGAUUUGAUUGGGGUUUUCUUUUGGGCGAAGGAGUUGGGAGUUAUUUGAUUCAUAUUUGAUUUCAGAUAUGUGCCUGUUCUUUCUGCUGAGAAGGCAAAAAAAAGGGAAUGGGGAAUCUUCAUGCUUUUACUAUGAACUAUGAUGACUAAAAAACAAGAUUCAGGAUGUAGCUUUUGUCAUUGUAAUUUAAGAAAAACUAUUGUUUACUAUUGAUAUUUUCUAAUGUUCAGUAGCAAGAUAAGUUCCUGCACUGGUUUUCACUUUGUUCAGUUGUUUUGCAGUACGCUGCGGUUUUCUUUGAUGUAGGUGUCACUAGUAUGUGGUGAUUCAGGGGGAUUUUUCUUUUGUUUCUCCUUUUGCUUCCCGGGAACACAUUGGGUUUGCUUGUUGAUUUUGUUAUUGGAACUAACUAUGCAUAAUGAUUGGUAGCGUUGUCAGUACAAGAUCCUCGUUUGACUUUAAGGGAUGUGUUUCAUACCAGUUGUAAGUUAGGCCAGUAGUUUUAGCUCUUGUUAAAAAGACACACCAAGUAGUGUGUGGCAUUCAUGUUCAAAUUCAUAGUUAUCUUUAUGGGCACGUUCUGCAAUACAUACUUGUAUUGUAGUUUUAUAAACCAAUGAUAUAUAACUCUUGUUCUGCAGGUCUUUAUGAAAAUAAAUCAUUUUUUAAUAGAAGAGCGAUGUCGCUUUCAUUACUUCAGAA
Molecule: messenger RNA, 11684 nt
Organism: Aplysia californica (California sea hare)
Lineage: Eukaryota; Metazoa; Mollusca; Gastropoda; Aplysiida; Aplysiidae
Exons: 17
Coding region: 130-4851 (1573 amino acids)
Source: RefSeq, a predicted model, not a curated record